ACAGCUCGUAAACAAACAUCGAAACGAUUGUUAUCAAUUUCACAAAAAAAAAUAUAAAAAUGAAAACAAAACUUUUUAUUUAUUCAAAUUGGAAAUGUGACAAAUUGAGUGCUAAUAAAAUUCUUCGCCUGGCUUGCUCCUUCUUCGGGAAAUACUUUACAUAUUGAUAACAGAGAUCAUGAAAGUGUAAGAACAUUUCUCAAGUGGGCAAAUAAGCACCAAGACGUAAAAAGUGC
Messenger RNA from Clunio marinus, 236 nucleotides. The record is from the annotation of a GenBank genome assembly. NCBI's taxonomy places the organism in Eukaryota, Metazoa, Arthropoda, Insecta, Diptera, Chironomidae.